Ostreobium quekettii is the source of this 516-nucleotide messenger RNA. NCBI's taxonomy places the organism in Eukaryota, Viridiplantae, Chlorophyta, Ulvophyceae, Bryopsidales, Ostreobiaceae. The record is from the annotation of a GenBank genome assembly.
AUGCCCCCACCCCCACCUCCACCAUUACUAUCAUACAGCGAGGGAACAGCGGCACACCUUGUGCAGUAUCCAGUCUCACAGGAAUACCAUUGGCCAUGGGCCAUGGCACACUCUGCCACAGCUGUCAAGGGGAUACCCAGUACACCCUUCCCCAUGCCACCCCCUCCUCCACCAAGGCCUCCUCCCUUCCUUGCCCCACCCCCUCCACCACCUCUGUUUCCAUAUGGUCACGCGAUGCCCACAGCAGCAAGGCCCCAUGAAGGUUUGAGCCACGCAGCCGCAAGCACACCAGGGAGCAACUCCACUGCUGGGCGGCUCGGCAGGACGUCAGAUCAUGGUCGAUCUUCAACACCACAGGCCAAUGGGUUCCCCAUCCACACUUCCUCAGGAGAGCACUUGGUUGGCAGCCACACAGACGAUGGCCACCUGCAUGGCCUUCUGUUGGCUUGGUACUGGGCAGGUUACCAAGCUGGCAUAUACUCAGCACACCGCCUACCCAGACCGCCAAGUGGCUGA